This is a messenger RNA of Rhizophagus irregularis DAOM 181602=DAOM 197198, 677 nucleotides long. The record is from RefSeq and is a predicted model, not a curated record. Lineage: Eukaryota; Fungi; Glomeromycota; Glomeromycetes; Glomerales; Glomeraceae.
CUCCUGAAGACCAACAAGAUUAUAGCUUCAUGGACUUCAAGUUUAAGGGCAUACUAGGUGAAGGACGAAGUGGUAAAAUGCUCCUAUGCGAAUUUCGUGGUAAUACAAUUACUCUGGAGCGUAGACUUGUCGAGGGCUCUAUCGUAUGUUCUGAAAGAAAUGCAGAAGGAAGUAAAGAUGUACAAAGAUCUAGCUGAUAUUCAAGACAAGUAUAUCCCUGGUCUGUUAUGGAUAUUAUGGAGGAGGCAUGAGCUUCGUUAUCGGCUUAACUAUUGUUGGCACUAUGUUGAGUGACCAAAAAAUUACGGAACAGCAAAAGUCAAGGGCUAUUAAGGGAUUAGAAGCAAUCCAUAAGCAUGGUAUCCUCUACAAUGAUAUUUGGGAAGAAAAUAUCUUAAUUAACGAUAAAGGUGCCCUAUACCUGAUUGACUUCGGGAUGGCAAGCUGAGAGAAUACAAAAAGAAGAGAAAGCUUUUCAACAAGGAACAGCUCAAAUUAUCUCAAUUGCUAGAUGGAUAUAACAUUUCGUAAAGAAGGAGGGUAAAUUUCCAAGUCAUGUAAAUGUCAGGUGGUUAGUUAAACUGUAAGGAUAUACAUUAGACAUUUAGUAUAGAAGCAUCAUGUAUCCUGGGCUACAUCCCAAACAUUUGUAUUUAUUUUUCACAUGUAAUAAUAAA